ACAUCCGUUUCUCAAGUAUAUUUCCCACGAGAAAGGUCGUAAAUUUACACUCAAUGACGAGUGCAUACGGAUUUAGAUUAAAAAUAAAUUCCUUGCUGCCAGCGCUCAAUUUCGUGUUUUCAUUCGAAUCGUUAGUUUCCAACCAUAUUUCAUCGUUUCGAAGUUAAAAUUUGCAGCACGCCGUCCUUUUAAGACCGUGAUAAUGAAUAUAGGUGAAAAAAUAUCAAUCAUAGAUGUUCUCUUAUUAGUCUUGGCUGUCAGUUCGUUCGCCGAUGGAUCAUUGCGAGGAUUUGAUCCUAAUCUUGGAAUUAUUGACCAGAAACUGUUCGCCGACGAAAUCAACGCUAAGCAAAAUAAAUGGAUCGCUGGUGACAAUUUUGGGAGACCUCUAUCGAUGCGCGAAUUGAAGCGGUACGGAAGCACUAUUUUGAAUAAACCUGACCUUCCCAAAAAAAGCCACGAGGCUUUUUCCAAUUUAACAGGUUUAUUAAACCUUCCUCAUUUUUUCGACGCUCGUCAGCAAUAUUCUCGUUGUUUGUCUUUAUCGUCAGUCAGAGAUCAAUCCAACUGCGGCUCAUGUUGGGCUGUCACUUCAGCUGCAGCGCUAUCUGAUCGAAUCUGCAUCCAAACACCUUACCAAAUAAAUAUCUCAGCCGAAGACUUGAUUGCCUGUUGCACUUCUUGCGGUAGCGGCUGCAAUGGUGGUUUUAUUGACAAAACUUGGAAGCAUUUUACAAGAAAUGGGGAGGUAUCAGGCGGAGAGUAUGGUUCUUUCGAUGGAUGUCAGCCGUACUCAAUUAUGCCUUGUGGCAGUAUUGGGCAGCCGGAAUGCGAGGAAGAAGAAGCCGCAACGCCAAAAUGCAAACUCUUCUGCACCAAUCCAUACUACCGUAUUCGGUACAGUCAUGAUAGACGGAAAACAUUUAAUGCUUUCUACAUGGACAGCGUUGUCUCAUAUAUACAAUGGGAGAUAAUGCAUAAUGGACCUUUAGUGGCUAGUUUUGUUCUUUACGCUGACUUUCUACCUUAUAAAUCAGGUGUCUACGUGCACACGGAGGGUCGUAAGAUAGGCGGACACGCGGCCCGCAUAAUUGGCUGGGGCACCGAGAAUGGCUUGCCUUACUGGUUGGCUGUCAAUUCUUGGGGGACGUCAUGGGGGGAUAACGGCUAUUUUAAAAUUUUGAGAAACUACAAUCAUUGUGGAAUUGAAACCUCGAUGAUCGGUGGUAAUUUAAAGUGAUUCAAUGCGUAUGAAUGAUCGCUUCUUCCAAUCAAUUUACUACGCCAAAGAUCAAUGGUUCACCCGUUUGAUCCUAGCAAAAAUAUCGCGACCUAUCGUAUACUUCGAAUGGUUCAGCGGGGUGGUUAUUGAAAUUGAUAGACAAAGCAAUAGACAAAGGAAACAAAAGAGAUAUUGAGGGAUCCUAUUGGUGGAGGCGAGUGGUUGCAAUGGACAAAUGACUAGGUGAUAGACUAACACUGACGGCA
Molecule: messenger RNA, 1488 nt
Organism: Bemisia tabaci
Lineage: Eukaryota; Metazoa; Arthropoda; Insecta; Hemiptera; Aleyrodidae
Product: cathepsin B-like cysteine proteinase 4
Biological process (GO): proteolysis
Molecular function (GO): cysteine-type peptidase activity
Source: RefSeq, a predicted model, not a curated record